This is a messenger RNA of Cuscuta campestris, 2493 nucleotides long. NCBI's taxonomy places the organism in Eukaryota, Viridiplantae, Streptophyta, Magnoliopsida, Solanales, Convolvulaceae. The record is from the annotation of a GenBank genome assembly.
CUUCUUUCCCCUUUGAGGCUUAAGAGCUGCUGCGUAGUACUCGUAAUAUUUUCUCAUUUCCGUGAAAAAGAGCUAAAAUUUCCCCCGAAAACGCUAAUGAAACAGCUGCAUAGAUCGAGGAUUAUUAUAAAAAUAAACGUUUCUCAGGAGGUUGGGGUUUCUCUGAAUAGUAAGGUUAAACUUGGAAUCUCUUUCAGCUGAAUUACCUUUCUCUUUGUGUGUGAAAAUUAAAGGUGGAAUCUUUUUCGGCGUUCGGCUCCUUCUUGGUGCAAAGACUUCUGGGUAUUCAUCCAAUUGCUCGUUGUGAAUCGCAGUAUGACUCUUUGCAAGUUCUUGUGAUAUGAAAGUUCUGAAUUAUAGCCUUCUUGAUUUCGGGUUUUGACUUUUCUUGGACUGAUUGAAAUCAUUCUUUGAUGCCUGAUUUUGUUGGAUUCUUGAAUUAGUUUAUAAUGGGUUGCGUUUGUGGGAAAGCUUCUUCUAUCGAAGAUAAAUUCGGGGAUGAUAACAAGACGGUAUUGAUUAAGGGAUCAUCAGAAUCACAAUCCAGGCGAACUCGUUCUGCUUCGAGGAGAGACAAGAGUUACAGGGAGAAUGAGAAGAAGGGAAAGAGUGAUGCAAGAUUGAUGGAUAAGAAGGGAAAUGGGUCUAGAAGGGUUAGGGAUGAUAACUCCGAAUUGAUAUUAAUAAGUAAGAAUUCAGAUGGUAUAAUCAGUUGCAGUCCCCGUGGGUUUGGAAGCGUAUCCAAUGCCACAGAAGGGGAGUUGGUUGCUGCAGGUUGGCCUUCCUGGCUUGCUUCUGUCGCUGGCGAAGCCAUCCUUGGAUGGCUCCCUCGCAAAGCCGAUACAUUUGAGAAAUUGGAUAAGAUUGGUCAAGGAACUUACAGCAGUGUGUACAAAGCUCGAGACCUGACACACAAUAAGUUAGUAGCAUUAAAAAGAGUUAGGUUUGAUAAUGCUGAUCUCGAGAGUGUCAAGUUCAUGGCUAGGGAGAUUCUUAUCUUAAGAAGGCUUGAUCAUCCAAAUAUAAUAAAACUGGACGGCCUCAUCACCUCAAGAACGUCUUGCAGCUUGUAUCUUGUUUUUGAGUACAUGGAACAUGACCUCACUGGAUUGGCAUCACUCCCCAAUGUCAAGUUUUCAGAAUCCCAGGUCAAAUGCUACAUGAAACAGCUGCUAAGUGGACUCAGUUAUUGCCACAAUCACGGUAUUAUACACAGAGAUAUUAAAGGUUCAAACCUUCUGGUUAACGAUCAGGGAAUCUUGAAGAUUGCAGAUUUUGGAUUAGCAACAUUUUUUGAUCAUGAGAAAAUUUUGACAAGCCGUGUCGUGACUCUUUGGUAUCGCCCGCCAGAGCUCUUAUUAGGAGCAACUCAUUAUGGAGUCGGUGUGGACCUAUGGAGCACUGGUUGCAUACUUGGAGAAUUAUAUGCUGGCACGCCCAUCAUGCCUGGGAGAACUGAGGUGGAACAAUUGCAUAAGAUUUUUAAGCUUUGUGGUUCACCAUCUGAAGACUAUUGGAGAAAAGAGAAGUUGCCUCAUACAACUGUAUUCAAACCAAUACAACCUUACAGACGGCGUAUUGCUGAUGCAUUUAAGGAUCUUCCUCCUGUUGUUGUGGACCUAAUGGAUACCUUGCUUUCUAUAGAUCCCGAACAUAGGGGAACGGCUGGUCUUGCUCUAAAGAGUGAUUUCUUUAGAACACACCCGUUUGCUUGUGAUCCAUCCAGUUUACCAAAAUACCCUCCCAGCAAGGAAAUUGAUGCAAAAUUGCGUGAAAGUGAACAUAGGAGGCAAGGAGUUAUUCGAGCAAAGGACCAAUUACAAGAAACUCGAGGUGUUCCUGCCCUGGAUGCCAAUGCUGAGAUAACUAGAUCUUUGCAGAGGAAGGGAAGUUGUAGUAGCCGAAGUCAGGUGUUAAAGGCAGAUAAUAAAGAAGGUGUUUCAAGAGUAGCUAUUGGUCCAUCACGGAGGCCCUCACAAGCUAUGAAAGAGGCAAUCAAGAACCCCUCUGCACAAGUGAUUUCGCACUCGGGGCCUUUAGCUCCAGCUGUUGAAGGCUCAAGAUUUGGGAACCGGUACGACAAUAUCUCUAUUGGUUCUACCCAAUCCGACCUGUCCCAAUUGUCCCGACCAGUUUUGUCAGGAAUUUCUAGGGCCAAUACACAAGAUCAAAGGUGUCAUGUUGGAAGUGGAAGAUCCAAUAUGCAAGAAGCCGCUCAGGGCCACGGGUCAAAGGGGAGCAAGAUUCACUUUUCCGGUCCCUUGAUGGGUCCGUCGUCUGCCAAAAUAGAUGAACUGCUAAAGGAACAUGACCGUCGUAUCCAAGAAGCGGUACGGAGAUCCAGAAUCGAAAAGUCUAGGCUCGAUAAAGCCCGAGCUCAAGAUAUGCAAAGAAGAGCUAAUUCUAUAUACAGCUCAAGUCUGGGAGCAAUGUAGUGUGUAUUACAGUACUAUUAUUAGGCAGAGAAUACACAAAGAAAGGUCUGUACAAAUU